GCUAAAGAUAGAAGAAGCAGUCUGCAUGAAUCCAAAAUGGACGAAAAUGGGUGACAGCUUGUGACAGCUGCAGUCAUUAAUUGAUUUUAUACGAGAUUAAGCCGUAACUAUAAAGAUACCGAUUCAGUUCAAUUUGGUUAUUUAUAAUAAGUUUGGUUUUAGCAAAGAAUAUGUCGUCAGACAGUGAAUUAGAUGAGUUUUAUGAUGCUGAAGAUGUCACACCAAAUAGGUCACUUAUUGCUGAUCAAAGUAGGGCGGAGUGUCAUGACAGUGAGGUGGAAAGAGAAGAAAGGGAACUUUUAGAGCUUCAAAGACAACAGGAAGAGAGACGUAAACGUGAAGAUCAAGAGUUACAGAUGAGGCUAGAGGCCAUUAAGAUGAAGAAGCAGGGACAAAUUGAAAAAGGAAAAUUAACUGAGUCCAGCAAAAAGGAAGAAUUGGAAAGACGCAGAAGAAAACAUGAAGAAUUGAGGAGGAAAAUGACCGAAAAGGGAGAUAACUCUGAAAGUCCAGAAAUUUCAUCAGACUCUGAUCUUGAUGAUGAAUCUAACAAUAGACUCGGAAUGUGUGCUGAAUAUUUGGAUAAAUACGCCACUGAGGAUAGAGUAACUGAUCUUCCGCCAUUAAACACCACAGACAGUGAUCAAAGUGAUAAAUUUAACAACUAUUCAGUAAAUAUUAAUACAUCACAACCUGAAAAACAAAAAGUGAGCAAACAUUUGCAUGAUUUAGUUGAUGAUAAAACAAAGUAUGAAACAGUCGACCACAAUUUUGAUGUUGAAAAUAUCAUUGAGAAUGUCCUUCAAGAGACUCAGCUGCUCAGUGAUGACAAUGAGCCGGACAUUGUUCGCAGUACAAAAACUAGAACACCACCAAAUACUCUCCAAGCAAAUGCUCAGGCACAGUCUGUGAUACUGCCACCUAGUGGUGAACAUUAUCAGCCCUCUAGUGGUGAGAAUAGUAAACAUGCUGAAGGGAAGACAGCGUUUGUAGAGCCAGUGGCACCACCAAGAAAAAAGAAGAAGUUGAAAUUGUCAACUUCCUUAGUACCAGGAACGCCAGAAAACUUGCCAUCAUCUCAGAGGAGCAGUGUUUCAAGCCUGAUCCCCAUGGAUGAUUCUACCUGUUCACUCGACAGCCAGUCACCUAGUCUAUCACUGUCACUAGAACCCCAAUCUCCAGGCCUUCCACCAGAGAGAAUUUUAGGAGGGUCAGAUGAUUUCAAUCAGUUGGCAGAUGACCUACAGCGUGCUCUGGACCUGACAACAGUAAUAAGAUCGAAAAAAAGACAUAUCAACACAGAGCAAGCUGAUAUUGAUGCAGUCAAUUCAGAUCAUGACUCACCAAGAGAUACUCUAGAAAAUAAUGCAUCUGGGAGCAAAAACAAAGUGGCCAGUCUUGAGCGAGACUCAAAGCUCCAUAAAGGCUCAAGUCUGGAACGGAAACUCAGCAAGGGGUCUAGUUUGGAAAGGGAUGGAAAGUUGAGUAAGAAAUCAAGCUUUGAGCGUGAGGGACGGAAAAGUAAAAAUACCAGUCUUGAUAGACAUAGUAAAACAUCAAGUUUAGAGAAGGUAGAGAGACGUAGAUCUAGAAAUUCUAGCGGUCAUGAUCAAGUGAAGAGGAAGGAGUCAAUGAAUAGACCAAGAUCGGGCUCUGGGAAUCCAUUAACAGAUGAGGAGAUAUUGAGUUGUGUCAUGGUAAAGAAUCUAGACACUGGGGAGAUGGUGGCACUAAAAGAUGCUGAUGUUAAACUACCAAAAUGUGUAGAUCCUCUUGUUUUACAUAUGAUGGAACGAACAAAUGAAUAUCCCAGUGAAGACGGUACAGAUAAAGAUGAUGAUGGUCGGUCUGAGGGCGGGCUAUCUACAGCUGCUCAAAGUGUUAGGAAGAAAGGGAAAAAGUUAAAGAGACUGUUUGGGAAAAAGGUUGGGAAAACAUACAGUAAAGUGAAGUCUGUCGCAGAUCAAGUUAUGCAUGGAGAAGAAAGCAGUACUAUAGUAGAAGGGGAGGUCUCUGAAGAUGGCAGAAGGUUUAAGUUCAAAGCAAACCAUAACAAGAAAGGUCCAUAUGAUUUUGGUCAGCUCAAGUCAGUACAGGACUUAAGUGGUGAACACACAGGAGCUAUAUGGGUGAUGAAGUUCUCACCAUGUGGUAGAUUGCUGGCUACAGGAGGUCAGGAUAGCGUUCUCAGGAUUUGGGUGUUAGAUUCAGCGUUCAAUUACUUCGAUGAUAUGAGGCAGAAAUACGUAGAAAUACAAGUGUCCCCGGCACCAUCUCAGGAAAGCCUCAAUUCAAUACCAUCAAUGUCUUCAGACCAGUCUUCUAUGGAGUUAGGGGCAACUGCUGAGACUAUAGAAGACAGAAAAGGUCCAUUUAAAACAAAACCAUUCUGUAAAUAUAGAGGACAUUCUGCUGAUCUUUUAGAUGUGUCAUGGUCUAAGAAUUAUUUUAUCCUGUCAUCAUCAAUGGAUAAGACCGUACGGCUGUGGCAUUUAUCUAGGAGAGAAUGUCUCUGUACAUUUCAACACGUUGAUUUUGUCACAUCUAUAGUCUUUCAUCCAAAGGAUGACCGUUAUUUUUUGAGUGGUUCACUGGAUGGUAAGUUACGGUUAUGGAAUAUACCUGAUAAGAAAGUGACCUUGUGGAAUGAGGUGGGAAGUGGAAGUCUUAUAACUACUGCCAACUUUUGUCAUAAUGGAAAAUUUGCUGUGGUUGGAACUUAUGAUGGCAAAUGCAUAUUUUAUAGCACUGAGCAUUUGAAAUACUACACUCAGAUUCAUGUACGCUCAACAAGGGGAAAGAACUCUAGAGGGAAAAAAAUCACUGGCAUUGAACCUUUACCUGGUGAAGAUAAGGUUUUGGUGACCUCCAAUGAUUCGCGGGUUCGACUUUAUGAUCUCAGGGAUCUUACCUUGACCUGUAAAUAUAAAGGUCCAACGAAUACCAGUAGCCAAAUAAGAUCAGGUUUUAGUUGUAAGGGGAAAUAUAUUGUAUGUGGUUCAGAAGAUCAGUUUGUUUACUUGUGGAGGACACAGCACGAGUUUGAUAAAUUCUCAUCUGCCAGAAGAGAUAGAAAUGAUUAUUAUGAGGCGUUUAAAGUUCACAAUGCUGUAGUGACAGUGGCCAUUUUUGCUCCAAACUCAAACCAUUUUUUUGCCAUAGAGGAAUCAAACAAUAAAGAAACGAAGGACAUAAAGUCGCCGGAAGCUGAAUUUAUAGUCAGCGCUGAUUUAAUGGGCUGUAUCAAAGUAGUACGAGUUAAAUAAACUGAUAUUGCAAAACAAGUGGCAUUAAUAUUUAUGAUUAUAGCAGAAGUAUCUAAUUUCCAGAGUGAUUUUUUUAUUAGUAUGAUAUUUUGCCAUCUACACUUCAUUGAUGCAGGACUUCUGUUUUAACAGUGUUAUGUUUUAUUGAAGGCCAAACACAUAAAAGUCAGUCCCAUGAAUUUUUCUAGAAAAUUAGAAUUUGGAUCUUGAUUUGAAUGCAGUUAUGAUGUUAAUGGAAAUGUUUAUAUGGGAGUAACAUCAUGGAAAUGUUUAUAUGACAGUUACAUUGUUAUAUGAAAUUAUUAUGCCCCCAUUUUGAAAAAAAGGGGGUAUAUUGCUUUGCACUUGUCGGUCCGUCGGUCCGUAGACCAAAUGGUUUCCGAGUGAUAACUAAAGAACCCGUAGGCCUAGGAACUUCAAACUUGGUAUGGUGAUUGGUCAUGACCAGUAGAUGACCCCUAUUGAUUUUGGGGUCAAGGGGUCAAAGGUCAAGGUCACAUUGACCUUGAAAGCAAAAACGGUUUCCGAUCAAUAACUAAAGAACCUUAAGGCCUAGGAACUUCAAACUUUUUAUGGUGAUUG
This is a messenger RNA of Ruditapes philippinarum (Manila clam), 3848 nucleotides long. RefSeq names its product WD repeat-containing protein 44-like. NCBI's taxonomy places the organism in Eukaryota, Metazoa, Mollusca, Bivalvia, Venerida, Veneridae. The transcript is spliced from 22 exons. Bases 171 to 3266 code for a protein of 1031 amino acids. The record is from RefSeq and is a predicted model, not a curated record. Gene Ontology annotation, molecular function: protein binding.